Messenger RNA from Poeciliopsis prolifica (blackstripe livebearer), 1689 nucleotides. Its product is annotated as guanine nucleotide-binding protein subunit alpha-11-like. Gene Ontology annotation, molecular function: GTPase activity; GTPase activator activity; G protein-coupled receptor binding. The record is from RefSeq and is a predicted model, not a curated record. Gene Ontology annotation, cellular component: heterotrimeric G-protein complex. The transcript has 7 exons. Gene Ontology annotation, biological process: action potential; phospholipase C-activating dopamine receptor signaling pathway; adenylate cyclase-modulating G protein-coupled receptor signaling pathway. Bases 34 to 1098 code for a protein of 354 amino acids. Lineage: Eukaryota; Metazoa; Chordata; Actinopteri; Cyprinodontiformes; Poeciliidae.
UAUCUGAAAAGCAGCCCGUGAAUUUGGACAACAAUGGACUGCUGCUAUGAGUCUCCAGAGGCAAAGGAAAGCUAUAGAAUAUCCAGAGAAAUAGAAAGGCAACUGAGAAAAGAAAGACAAAAUAAUAAAAAGGAGGUGAAGGUGCUGCUUUUAGGAACUGGUGAAAGCGGGAAGAGCACCUUCAUCAAGCAGAUGAGGAUCAUCCAUGGAAAAGGAUACAAUGAAUCAGAGAAAAAAGAUUUCAUCAAGCUGGUGUGUCAGAACAUCAUCACAGCCAUCCAGGCACUGAUUGAGGCCAUGGAGACUCUGAAGAUCGACUAUCAUGACGAACAAAAUAUCCGCAAUGCUGAAAGACUGAAAGAAGUGGAGGAAAUUCAGGUGAAAACACUGGAGCCCUGGCAGGCGGACGCCAUUAAGCAAGUGUGGAGUGACCAGGGAGUACAGCAGUGUUACGACAGGAGGCGAGAGUUCCAGCUGUCAGACUCUGCCAAAUAUUAUCUGAGUGAUAUGGACAGAAUCACGGCCCCAGAUUACAUUCCCAGUCUGCAGGACAUCUUGCGGGUCAGGGUUCCCACCUCAGGGAUCAUAGAGUACCUAUUUGACAUGAAACGAGCCAUGAUCAGGAUGGUGGAUGUGGGUGGCCAGCGCUCCCAAAGGAAGAAAUGGAUCCACUGCUUUGAAAAUGUCACCUCCAUCAUAUUCCUGGCAGCCCUCAACGAAUACGAUCAAGUCCUUUUCGAGAGUCAGACAGAUAACCGGAUGAAGGAGAGCCUCGCCCUGUUCCAGACGAUCCUCUCCUCCAAGUGGUUUCAGGAGUCGUCCACCAUCCUCUUUUUGAAUAAAACAGAUUUGCUGGAAGACAAAAUUAGAACAUCUAAUUUGGCAACAUACUUCCCAGAAUACGAAGGGCCUUCCCAAGAUGCUGAAUCUGCAAAAAAGUUUAUUGAGAGGAUGUACAAAAAGCACCACAGAGAUCGUGAAAAGCCCCUCUACACUCACUUCACCUGUGCCACAGACACAGAAAACAUGAGGGUUAUCUUCAGAUCAGUCAGAGACACAAUCUUUAUAGAGAACAUGGAAUCGUUAAACCUUCAAUAAUGAAGCAGAGAGGUUUUUUUUUGUUGUUGUUGUUCUUUUAUGUGGUGGUAACGACAGGUUCCAACAACAGUUCUGAAUAUCUGGUUGGUUUUUUGGCUUUCAUUUUAAUUUGUUUAAAACGCGACAAAUAACAGAAAUUCAGAAACGGCUGAGCCAGCAAGGCAAUCUACGCUGACUUUAAAUGAUGUUUUAUUGUAAUAGCUGCGCAUUUAAGGUUGUCCAGUUUCAAAUAUACUAUAGCAAGAGGUAAUACAUGUACAGCAUUGACAUAUAUUUAAUGUGCCUACUUGGGAAUUAUGUGCGUUUUAUAGUUUUCACUUGAAUCAGAUGAUGUAUCUCUUGGAAUGUUCUUUGAAUGAAGAAUGCCACAAAUCCUGCUCUGCAGCUUUAUAAGAAUGACUGCAGACACCAUAAGCAAAGAGACAUGAAUUUAUUUUCGUUUUAAAUUCACAGCAAUAAUGACACAAUGUUUUACGGUAAAAUAAAAAUUGCUUUUUGUUCCCACUGUCGCCAAAUCGUUUUUGUGGCAAAACUUAACGUGUCCUUUGUUGCACAAUUUGAAUUAAAAUGUGUGUUCUCACUUUCAAUUGU